AUGCCCAAACGCCCCAAAAAGCGCCGCGGGAACCCCGAAUUCCGGGAGCCCCGAAUCGCUCGGAGAACACAAAGCCGGGCGAGCGUGGUUUGCACAAAAACGGAGCCCCAGACCCCGCGGCUCCCGGGAGUCCCGAACUCCGGGAGCCCGAAAUCCCGGGAGUCCGAGGAAUCCCCGUUCCCGGGAGCCCCCGGCGCCGGGAGCGCCCGGUUUUCCCGGUCCCGGAAGCUCCAAAUCCCGCAAUUCCCGCCGUCCCCAAGUCCAGGAGUCCCGAAUUCCGACAGCCCCAAAAUCCCGGGAGAACCAGGUUCGGGGACCCCCAAAUCUCUGCAAUCCCCGCAAUUCCCGAGCCCAAGAGUCCCAAUUCCCGACAGCCCCAAAAUCCCGGGAGCUCUGGAAUCUGGGAGCGUCCAAUUCCGUGAUUCCCGCGAUCCCCGCGCCCCGGAAUCCCGAAUUCCGGGAGCCCCAAAUUCUGAGAUCCUCGAAUCCCGGGAGUCCGAGGAAUCCCCAUUCCCGGGAGUGCCCGGUUUUUCCCGGUGCCGGGAGCCGCAAAUCCCGGGAUUCCCGCCAUCCCCAAGUCCGGGAGCCCCAAAUUCCAGGAGCCCCCCUCAAAUCCCGGGAUUCCCGGGAUCCCCCGUGCCCGAAUCUUCCCCCAAACCCCGGGAUUCCCGGGCUCCGUGGCGGGCGCUGCUGGCGCUGCUGGGGCUGUGGCCGGGGCUGUGGCCGGGCCCGGGGCUGGCGCUCGCCCCCCGCCCGCGCCCCCCGCCCACGGACACGCGCGGGGACCUGGACAGCGUCAUCAACCUGGCCAAGGCCCUGCUGGGCGACACCAAAGCGUUCCUGGAGCUCCUCAAGUCGCGAUUCCCGGCCGAGGGGGAGCACAAGCUGGACUCGCUGCCCGUGCUGGCCAUGAGCGCGCUGGAGCUGCCCAACAUCCAGGCCGCGGCGCUGCUGCCCCGCCUGGGCUCGGACCUGCUGCGGUACCAGCGGCUCCUGGAGUGGCUGCGCCGGGCCGGGGGCGCGCUGCGCGGGCUGGAGCCGGAGCUGGCGGCGCUGCGGGGCCGCCUCGAGCGCCUGCGGGGCCGCCUCGAUCACCUGGUGUCGCGGCUGUCGCUGCCCCGCCCCGCCGCGCCCCCCCCGGCCCCGCCCCCGCCGCAGGUGUCGCCGUGGGGCGCGGUGCGCGCCGCGCACGCGGUGGCGCGGGGGCUGCACCUGUACCUGGACUGGGCGGCGCGCGGGCUCGUCCUGCUGCGCCAGCGCCUCUGA
Molecule: messenger RNA, 1266 nt
Organism: Vidua chalybeata
Lineage: Eukaryota; Metazoa; Chordata; Aves; Passeriformes; Viduidae
Gene: IL11
Product: interleukin 11
Exons: 6
Coding region: 1-1266 (421 amino acids)
Biological process (GO): positive regulation of cell population proliferation; positive regulation of MAPK cascade
Cellular component (GO): cytoplasm
Molecular function (GO): cytokine activity; growth factor activity
Source: RefSeq, a predicted model, not a curated record